Nymphaea colorata (pocket water lily) is the source of this 2084-nucleotide messenger RNA. RefSeq lists its product as uncharacterized. Bases 138 to 1277 code for a protein of 379 amino acids. The transcript has 6 exons. The record is from RefSeq and is a predicted model, not a curated record. NCBI's taxonomy places the organism in Eukaryota, Viridiplantae, Streptophyta, Magnoliopsida, Nymphaeales, Nymphaeaceae.
CCGAGCUACUCUCGGAUUCCUAAAGAAGCUUCUUCAGUUCUUUUUACCGUGCUUUCCCAUUUUGGGGAGCGAUUGGUUUCUUUUGGUUGGGUUUUUUGUUUUCUUGUUUUUUAUUCUUCUUCUUCUCGGGAUUGAAGAUGUUGCUGCACUUCCAUGAUCCUUCGAAACUAAAGACCAGGAAGGUUUUAUUUGAAGAAGCAUACCAUGCACAUGAUUCUGAUACACUGGAGCAACUGAAAGAGCUAAGUUCCAGGAGGAAAGCACUUGAAGAAUCUAUAAAUGGAAGCACCUUCAUUUCAGAAGCUAUUGCUAGGGAAAUGUCUGGAGGAAUUACUUCUCGACAUCAACAGGAUCUGCAAAAAUUGGAGAAUUAUUUGCCUUUGUUGGAGAACUUAAUAGAGCAUGCAGAUAUGAAUGGUAGCGACCCUCGGAUGCUUCAGUGGAUGGUAGAUCUUAAUUUGCAAUGGAAUAGUGCACUUAGCGCAUCUUCAUUCUUCAGUCUUAUAGGCCCUAAAUUCUUUCGGAUAGACAAUCUUCGAUAUGAACUUGGAAUGAUCCUUUUUCUUUAUGGUGCACUUAUGCGGGAAAGAGCCUUUGAAGUGCUACCAGACGACCUUGUACAGGCUGCUACUCUUUUCAGGAAAGCUGCUGGUGUUUACAACUAUCUGACACACACCAUACUCCCCGUUCUUCAGCCUUUUCUUCCUCCGGAAAGACCACCAGAAGUCACAACCUCGAUGUCUUCUAUUAUGUGCCUUAUUUGCCUGGCUGAAGCACAGGCUGUCACAACAAGGAAAGCUGAAGAAAAAGCUAGCAGGGGGAGCCUUCUCGCGAAGCUACAUUAUGGUGUUACUCAGUUGCUUAUUGAGGCUAUGACCAUCAUAGACUCAAACAUAGGCGAUUUGAGCAAUAUAUCAAGUCAACUAAUUGAGUUCAUUUCCUUAAGCAGCAUUAUGCAUGAAUCAAGAAGCAGGAGAUACAUGGCUACAGAAUUGAGCAGAAAUGGGCAGGUGGGUCUUGCAAUAGGAAUUCUUCGUCAUGCUGUCAAUGAGAUGAACAGAAGAUCACCAAGCGAACAGAGUUGGCGUGUAGUUUUUGAACAAGAAAUUAAUGCACUUGCUGAGAUUCUUCAGAAACUUGAGCAGGAGAAUGAUUUUGUGUGGCUUGAUAAGAUUCCUUGCUUGGAUGAACUGCCAUUUUUGGAGGGAAAGAAAAUUGCAAGUAUCAUUCCUUAUGCUCCUGUAAGGUUAGAAAAAGAACUUGUCUUCAGGAUAUAACUGGAAGCCCCAAUAGUGAAAUUUCAUAUGGUUUGGGAAGUGUUUUAUGUGGAAACACUGCUGGUCUUAACUGGAGGAAGAACUGUGAAUUGCAUCCAUUACAUUGUUGCCGUGUUGGACAUUAGGGUUGUUCUGAUGUCACAAUUCAGUUGUCCUUGUACUUUAUCGUGAGAAGUUGAACGCCCUUUGGUUCUUGGACACAGUAAGCUAUUGUUGGACUGGAUUCACUUCUUGGCAGUUAAUGAAGAGGAUUUUAGAGUGCUUGUAAUUUCAGCAGAAGACCACCUUAUGAUUACGCAACAUUCACUGGGUGUUUAUCACAUGCCAACAUUUUGAUCAAGGCCAAGCUGGAUUGGAAAUUCUUGAUUUUUUUUUCUUUUAUUUUUUUUUUGAAUUUCUUCAAAUCACUAAUGUGCAUUGUAUUUUUUUCAAUAGCAGAAAAGCCAUUGUUGUUGUUGGGGUGGAACACUUUGGUUGUAGUAGUUUAACCUGUCGUACUUACGGUCACCUCCCCAGUAGUGUAGAACACUUCUGCACAGAGAUGACUAUCGAACCUCAAGAACAUUUACCCAUUGAAGGACGGUGGGUUCAGCAUCCAAGGCCAUAAUGAGGUUUAAGCUCCAUGUUCAGAUGCCUACUGUUCCUUUGGAGUCGCAUUCUGUUAUUGGGCCUGGGCUGCUGUGGGCUGAUUAGAAAUAGGUUUUGGGUGUUUCUGCUGGUUAAUCCCUGACUGGCCUGGUCUGAGAUUUGUAGACAUGCUUUUUUCUUUUUUUUGUACCUUUAAUACAAAACAGCCUUACCAUUUAA